Messenger RNA from Symbiodinium sp. CCMP2592, 4365 nucleotides. NCBI's taxonomy places the organism in Eukaryota, Dinophyceae, Suessiales, Symbiodiniaceae. The record is from the annotation of a GenBank genome assembly.
AUGCCGCGCUUUGCGCGCCUUGCGUGCCUGUUGGCACUGCUUUGCCCGUCGGAUGCCGAAGGCCUGGGCCCGCAGGACCAAGCUGGAGCCAAGUCGGAGACAAAGCGCGGGGAGGGUCACGGCCAGAGCAGCGUCCACGGUGACGGGCUCGCACCGGUGAAGCUGCCAGCGCAGCCACUUCUGCUUCCCAGGGCAGCGGCACACCGCUUGGAAAGGAUGUGCAGUUCGGAGCCGUUGACAAAGUCCCAUGCAGUGGAAAGCUGGGUGAAGCAGCGCUUCCAGUUGCUGGGCGUCCCACCGAAGCACAGCUUGCCAGAGGAGCACCGAAAGCUGGGAGAGGCACUGGCAGUGCUGGCAGCUGCAACGCCGGCGCUCGGGCGACUCGGGCCUUUGCUGGUGACCUGGACCACCGGUGAAAGGAGCUUCGUGAAGCAGGUCCUCAAUCUUGGGUUGUCCAUUCGACGCAAUGUGCCACAUCUGGAGAAGAGGUUUGUUGUCGUGGCGAUGGAUCGAAGGGCACACAAAGAAGUGAAAGACUCCGGGUUCCAAUCCGUCCUGCACGUGAAAGAAGCCGAAGCAGACGAUCUGUCAGACCUGAUCUGGAAGUUCCGCUGGCAUCUUCUGCUAGUAGCUGUUAGGUAUGGGCUGCGACUGGCAGUCGUCGACUCUGAUGUUGUCGCAUUUCGAGAUCCUUUUCCUUUACUUGGCCAUGAUGCUGACAUGGAGAUUGCCACGGAGCAUUUCUGGCCGGAGAAGCAUUUGUGGAAAGGCUGGGUACGGCCCGAGGAUGACCUGAGCACCGGCUUCAUUUUCGUCCGCCCAUCUCCGACUCUGGACACCUUCCUGGAUGCCUUCCUGGCAGCAAAUGCAAAUCAAUCGCUGCCUGGUGGACUUCUGCGAGACCCCUUCGAUCAACGUGUGUUUAAUAAGUUUGUAAGGGGCACCGCUGCUCGGUGCAAUCCGUGUGUUCAAGGGCUCUUCAACGACAUGGUUCUGCAAGUGUCGCCAGGUGUAGCGGGACGAACUUCUGAAGAUCAAUUACGUUUGCGAGUUCUUGAUCCUCGGGAGGUCGUGGCCAAUGGGGUGAAUUUCUUUUGGCGGAAAGCCCAUCUUCAAGGCGAAAAGCCAACGAUGCCGGCUCUCGCUCAUGCCAACGGAGUCGGGCCGAAAGAGUACUUUCUCCAAGACCGGGGUGCCUGGUACUUGGAUGAUCUCAAGGAGCGCUUUGGCCCCGCUCCUCGCUUCUUCUUUUACCGUCAUCCGUCGAAUCUCUCCUUGAAGGAAGACUUCGCACAUCUGGCUGGGGCUUUGGAAGUUGCACGGACUCUGGGGCGUCGUCUCAUCCUCCCGAACAACAUGAACUGCCAGAAUUGUCCAGCUUUUGAGGCAUACGGCUUGAACAUCAGUCUUGGCGGCACAUGCACUGUGGACUACUUUGCGUAUAUGUUCCGCUUCUACCAUGUGCAUUCAGCAGAGGUGGUGCCUGCUGGCACAGGUGUCGAUCCGGGGUUUGAAGCGUUGUGGGGCAAGCCAGUGAAGCUCGCAGCUGACGCCGAUGCGGCAAUGAGCAGUCGCAUAGAGCAUCCCGUGGUCUAUUUCCCGGGGGAUGUACGUGAACUCCGCGAUGCUCUUCUCGCCAAAGGCACGCUGCGAAGGAAUGAGUGCAGCUAUCAUGAAUGGCCUCAUCGGUUCAUGGCUUGCCGUGACGAGGCCUUUGUACGGCAUCAUGGGGUGCCCUGCCAGUCGUCAGCUGGCCAAUCUGGAUGCGGCGCAGAGGGGUUCGUGUGCUGCUGGUCGCAUCAUGGCCGCGCUGAUCGCUUGGAGUACUACACCGACGUACCCUGGGACUUGCCGUGUGACUGUGGGUUGACCUGUCCGGGCGUGCCCUCCUCCAAUCCCGGAGUCCGCUGUUGCGGCAAUGGUUCGGCUCAGUGUACAUGGGCUGCUGAAGCUAACCCGGUGCCACCUGCACCAACGAAUCCUGACAAGGACCUUCCUUUCGCAUCAUCGUCGGUGCUGGAGUCGUUUGCGGCGGGGAACCUUUCUGCUGAGCAGGUCCUGAGCAUUUGCCUGGCUCACCGCAGUGUCUACUUCAUCGUACGUGAGCCUCUAGAUGGGGUGCCCGAAGCAGACUGCAACGCCCUGGUCAGUGCUUAUGUCAUUGGUCGAAGAGAGUGGGAGGCCGCGAGGCGAUGGUGGCGAUUCUCUCUGAAGCUUCGACGACGCGACAAAUCACUCUCUGUUUCUGUGGCGAGCGGUGAACCUGACCAGCUGAUCCUAAACUUUGGCAAAGUCAAACAUGACGAAGAUCAGCUUGGAUUUCUCGUUCAGAGCAUCCCCGAGCUGAGCAAGCAUCUAGAGAAAACAACUGCGCUGCGGCGAGAGCUGGGUCGAUAUUUAGCAGGUACCCGCGAUCGAACUGCUCUGGUGCAGGCUGCCAUGGCUGCGACAGACACGACAAACCGUGCUCUUCACGUUCCAGACGGUUUCCAAUUGAGUCCGGAGAAUACAGAGCAGACAAAACGGAUGCUGACGGUGGCGGCCAGGCAGUUCUACGAGAGCCCGGUGCAAUCACCGAUGAUGCAACCGGCAGUGCAUAGCAACCUGUUGCCCUCUGAGGUGCUUGUCAGCAUCUCCGGUCUGCUUCGUGCCUCCACUGUGUGGUACCACACGCUUGGAGGAGGCAUAGCCUUGGAAGCACAACUCCGUGACGGCCUGCAUGCAGCGCCUUUCUUGGAACUUGGCCUACUCCUUUCGGAAGCGCUCGGAGGCUUGGCACUCACGGACAUCAGGGCGAGGACUUACGUCGAUGCGAAGCCAUUCUCGAACUUGGGGCUUGAAUGCUUUGCAGCUGAUGUUGCCGCCGUGCUCCUGCUUGGCCCUGGUAACUUGACGUUGAGAUCUGUGUCCGACGACAGCUUUCCGCUUUGUGAUGUUUCUGAACAUGGCAACAUGACUUCCCUGCUUCGCAUGGACCGGGCACAGUGGUCCAUGCGAGAUUCAGGAGUGGAGGCCGGUGGUCUGGCUUUGAUACGUGCCGGCCAGUGGUGCGAAAUUCUGAUGCAUCCAGUUGCUGCCGGCUUCGCUGAGAACCCGAUGCUUCUUUUCUUCCACUUCGGCGCUGGUCCUGAAACUCGGAGGCAGGUGACCAGAGAGAAGCCAGACAAAGCUCUCAUGGAUGAGCUGGCGAAGGUCCGAGGCGAUCUUCGGAAGAUUCAGGACGAACUCCACACCUCCCAGAUCGAGUGCAAGCGAUUGGCAGCAUCGGAGAAGUUGGCUCGGGAUCAAUUGGAAAAGACAGAGGAGUUGAGGAGCAAAGCUGCACGACAGGGCUCGACGGCGGAAGACGAGAUCCGAACGCUGCGGCAGGCCUUGGAAGAGAAGGAAGCGAGCCUGAAGGAGCUCGAGGAGUCGACGCAGAGCAAGGGCGCGCACUCGGCCGCGGAGCUGAAGCAGCGCGCAGCAGAGCUGACAGAGGCACAGAAGAGAGUCAAUGAUUUGACCGCUGAUCUGUCCAAAACGAAGGAGGAGCUGGCAGCAGCACAUGCACAGAUCAAGGGCUUGCAAGACAAGCUGGAAGAGGCAGCCAUGCCAGCGCGUUCUGUCCCGUGGCGGCAUGUGAUCGGCCAAUGUGCCAUGGCAGGCCAUGAACUCCGUAGUCAGGGGCCUCAGAAGCCGGAAGUCAUCGUCAUCUGCGGAGAUGGCUCUCAGCGCAGACCCUCCCAGGCCCAAAAAGAGGCGUCAAAGACAAAGGUCAUUGACCCGGCCAUGGAUGAGAACCUGCGAAAGGAAUUGGUGCCACCCCCGAGCAUGGGAGCAGGGCACGGCCACAGGGCUCUGGACUUGCGCCUUACUGCAGAUCUUGACUCGCUUGCGCAAUUGGGUACUGAAGAUGAGCAGCCAGCCCAACCAAGGGCUCUCGCUCUGAAGACCAUCAAGCUGCUUUGCACGAUUCUGGGUCUGGGUGCCGUUCUCGUCGUGUGCCUUGUAACGCUGGGGGCUGCCAGGACCAGCUGGAGGCCUUUGUCGCCUCGGAACGAGGCCCUGCAGCAGCAGGCGGAGCCGCCUUCCUCGGAGCUGCAGCUCUGGAAACCACCACUUUGGCACAAGGAUUGGCAAGGCAACGAUGUGAAGGAUUCCUGGGACCACUUCACAAUGCCAACAUGUGACAGCGGACCAGAGCCUGGUACAAUGAUCAAGGAAUCGGCGGCGGAGAAGAUGGGAGCAGGAGGUAAGCAUCGAAAGCUACGUGCGUCCAACACAACGGGGCAUUGGGUCUUGGCGCAGCUCGGCUUCCGCUUUCCGCGACUCUGCGACGGAGCUGAUGACCAAAACGUGUCGUCCAGCCACAGGGAUGUAAAAUGA